UGCUUUUUAUUCAAUUUUGUAAACAGUGAAAAUAACCUAACCAUGUAGCUUGGCACUUAUCUGGGACUACUGACCUAAUCUUAAAAUAGAUAUACAGAAGUAUUUAUUCAUGAAUAAAAAGACCGCUCGCUGUACGAAAACAUUUUAUAAUCAUGGGAAAUCCAAGCAAAUUUCAAGAAGUACUGCAGGAAAUAAAGAAAUUAUUCACAUGGAGUAAUUUAAAAGGCCUAGUAAUGAAUCCUGGCCAGGUAUAUUUCGUCGCAUUUUUUAUUUUAUUGGCUGAAUUGGUACUAAAUAUUAUUAUAGUAGAAAGAGUGCCUUACACAGAAAUUGACUGGAAAGCUUACAUGCAGGAGUGUGAAGGAUUCCUGAAUGGAACACUUAAUUACAGCAAGCUUCGAGGUGAUACAGGACCAUUAGUGUAUCCAGCAGGUUUUGUCUACAUUUACUCUAUAUUUUAUUUUCUUACCAAUCAUGGUGAAAAUAUAAAAUUUGCUCAAUACAUAUUUAUUGGUAUUUACUUGAUCUUGUUAAGUUUAGUCCUUAGAAUAUAUACAAAAACUAGGAAAGUACCACCUUAUGUUCUAGUCAUUACUAUUUUAACUUCAUAUAGAAUACAUUCUAUUCAUAUUUUAAGAAUGUUUAAUGACCCAGUUGCUGUUCUAUUCUUAUAUGCAUCAUUGAACUUCUUCCUUGACUCAAAAUGGUAUUUAGGAAGUCUAUUUUAUAGUUUAGCAGUAUCAAUCAAAAUGAACAUAUUGUUGUAUGCGCCUGCGUUAUUUUUCUUUUAUUUGUUAAACCUUGGGUUAAAAGAUACUGUUAAACAGCUAAUGUUGUGUGCUGUUGUACAAUUGUUACUUGGUUUACCCUUUCUAAUUGUAGAACCUGUGGCAUACAUUAAAGGUAGUUUUGAUGUGGGUAGAGUUUUUAAUCAUACUUGGACAGUUAACUAUAGGUUUUUAGAUUCAAAUAUAUUUGAAAACAAACUAUUUCACUUAACAUUAUUAACAAUUCAUAUUUUUCUUUUGAUUAUAUUCAUGCCUAUGUGUAUAAAAUACUUCCAAAGUUAUUGCCGUUUAAAAUAUGUGCAAAGACAAGUGCAACCACAAAUUGAUGUAAAGAAUCAGGAAAACAAAAGAAAGAGUAAAUUAAGAAAAGACAUCAAAACCACAUUGAAUACAUCUACCAAUCAAGAGGAAAAGCUUUCAAAGGAGCAGGAAGACUUUAUAAAUUCAUUUGAAGCUGUAUUGCAAAAGUCUUCAGAUAAAGGUGGGAAAAAACAACUUAAGAAAACUAUUGAUAACAAAAGUAAACAGCACUACAGCAUUAAUUUUGAUGUUUUGUCACAGUUGUUUAUUUUGCCAAUGUUCUUAGUUAAUUUUAUUGGAAUUGUUUGUGCCCGCAGUCUUCAUUAUCAGUUUUAUUCAUGGUAUUUUCAUACUUUACCAUACCUUCUAUGGUCCACUAAUUAUACAGUUAUUGUCAGAUUUUUAAUAUUAGCCCUUGUAGAACUAUGUUGGAAUACAUAUCCUAGUACUGAAAUAACAAGUGCAAUGUUACAUAUCUGUCACCUUAGUAUAUUAUAUGGUGUUUUUGAUAAAAUGUCAAAAGAAUUAAAUAUAGCAUCCAAAGUACAAUAGUAUUAAGGUUUAUGCAGGAUUGUUGUUUUUAAAAAAAAAGUAAUAAAAAUAUUUAU
Molecule: messenger RNA, 1696 nt
Organism: Pararge aegeria (speckled wood butterfly)
Lineage: Eukaryota; Metazoa; Arthropoda; Insecta; Lepidoptera; Nymphalidae
Gene: Alg3
Product: lethal(2)neighbour of tid protein 2
Exons: 1
Coding region: 153-1640 (495 amino acids)
Cellular component (GO): endoplasmic reticulum
Molecular function (GO): dol-P-Man:Man(5)GlcNAc(2)-PP-Dol alpha-1,3-mannosyltransferase activity
Source: RefSeq, a predicted model, not a curated record